AUGGCCGCGUCGCGCUGCCCGGCGUGCGCCGAGCCCUGCGUGGAGCCGCGGCUCCUGCCCUGCCUGCACUCGCUGUGCGCGCCCUGCCUGCGGCGCCUGGGGACGCUGGGAGAGCCGGGCCGAGCCGCCGCCCUCAGCGUGCUGUGCCCGCUGUGCGACGCCGAGGUGGCGCUGCCGUCGGGCGGCCUCGGGCAGCUCAUCCCGGACUACACGGCGCUGGGGCGCGGCGGGGCCGCCGGCGCGGCGGGGUGCGACCUGUGCGCCGACGGAGCGGCUGCGAGGCGUUGCCAGACCUGCGGGGCGCGCCUCUGCCUCUUCUGCUGCCAGGCACACAGGAGACAGAAGAAGACUGCCUCCCAUGUUGUGAUGGAGCUGGAGAGCACCAGGGAUUGCAGCCAGGCUGAGAAGCCUUUCUUCUGCCCUUCCCAUCCCUCAGAGGAGCUGUGGCUGUUCUGCGAGCAGUGUGACCAGCCUGUAUGCCAGGAUUGCGUUGCACAAAGGCACCAGCAGCACCCCUAUGACUUCACCAGCAAUGCUGUGCACCGGCACAGGGACUCCCUGCAGAAGCUGCUGAGAAGCACCCAGCAGCGCAUGAGCACGUUAGAAGAUGUGCUGAGCCAGACUGAUGAUGUGGGCAGUGCCAUCAGUGCUCGUGCAGAGGCCGUGGCCGCGGAGAUCAGUCUGUUUGCCAGAGGAUAUGUGAAAGCGAUUGAAGAGCACCGGGACCGGCUGCUGAAGCAGCUGGAGGACCUGAAGGUGCAGAAGGAAAACCUGCUGCACUUGCAGAAGGCCCAGCUGCAGCAGCUCUUGCUGGACAUGAGGACAGGCGUGGAGUUCACAGAGCGCUUGCUGACAAGUGGCUCAGACCUGGGAAUCCUCGUCACCAAAGGGGUGGUGGCAAAUCGGCUGGCAAAGCUGAACAGUACUGCUUACAGCACCCACCCCAGAGAGGAUGACAGCAUUCAGUUCUCUCCCCAGGAGAGGGCAGGGCAAUGUCAAGGCUAUGAGGUUUUUGGGGCCAUUAUCUGCAAAACUGUUGAUCCAGCCAAAUGUACCCUGCAUGGGGAAGAUCUCUGCAGUGCCCAUCAGAAUGAGCUGACAGGCUUUACCCUACUCUGCAAUGACACCAUGGGAGAGCAGAUGGGGAGAGGAGGAGAAGCCGUGAUGGUCACCAUCACCCACAAGGACAAGAAGGACUGUGCAGUCAAACCAACAGUGUGUGAUAAUGGUGAUGGUACCUACCAUAUUUCCUACAGCCCUGAGGAGCCAGGCUUGUAUGCUGUCUGCGUCUAUGUGAAAGGGCAGCAUGUACAGGGCUCUCCAUUCAUUGUGAUGGUGAAAAGCAAGUUCCGCAAGCACCAAGGCAUGUUCCACUGCUGCACGUUUUGCUCCAGUGGAGGAAAGAAAGCUGCUCGCUGUGCCUGUGGAGGGACUAUGCCAGGUGGGUACCAAGGUUGUGGCCAUGGACACAAAGGUCACCCUGGAUGUCCCCAUUGGUCAUGCUGUGGACAAGUCAAAAUGAGCUCGGAAUGUCUGACUGCGUUGCCCAGCGACAGAUCACAGAGGAGUUUGCUCAGGACAGUGGAACUCUGAGCAGCCAGUUGAGCCUCCCUGAGUUUAGGGUCCUUCUACUGGCUGCUGAAUGAGCACGUCGCAAGGAUCCCCACAACUGCUGAAGAGCCAUGUUGCCAGAAAACAACACGGUGAUGGGUAUGAACUGAGAAAGGAGGGUGAGGGAAAAUAAAACUGUGCCUUAUAUUCUACCUGGGGUGUGUAUGCAAGGUUGUUUUGUGCCUAAACAAGAGCAAAUUCCAGGAAUUGUACCAGUGCCUGCACUUUUGACAACUCAAGACCUGUGGGUUCAUGCUCUGAGAGGAAAUUUGGAGCUACCUCAUAAGAGGGUCAAUAUGUGCCUCAUUCUGCAUGACAGACAGUCUGCUGUCCUUCUCAAAAUGGCCAAAGCUGCUUGUUGGGGCACAUUCCAGAAA
Molecule: messenger RNA, 1988 nt
Organism: Lagopus leucura (white-tailed ptarmigan)
Lineage: Eukaryota; Metazoa; Chordata; Aves; Galliformes; Phasianidae
Gene: TRIM45
Product: tripartite motif containing 45
Exons: 6
Coding region: 1-1593 (530 amino acids)
Biological process (GO): positive regulation of DNA-templated transcription
Cellular component (GO): chromatin; nucleoplasm
Molecular function (GO): zinc ion binding; protein binding; ubiquitin-protein transferase activity
Source: RefSeq, a predicted model, not a curated record